UUUUUCCAAUACCAGCCGCAAACUCAGAAGAGCUGGGCUGAAACACUUUGGUGAGAUUUUCAUCCCCGACUUAGACACACAGGGGCUUGCAGAUAGGCUGGCCCUGAAAGCGGCGUCCGUCCUGUCUUUUACACCAGGUGCUAAUUCUGCAGGCAUCAUGGUUAUGAAAGCGUCCGUGGAAGACGAUGAUUCAGGAUGGGAGCUCAGUAUACCCGAAAAGAUGGAAAAAAGCAGUGCAAACUGGGUGGACAUCACUCAAGAUUUUGAAGACGCUUGUCGAGAAUUAAAGUUGGGAGAACUGCUUCAUGAUAAGCUAUUUGGUCUUUUUGAAGCCAUGUCUGCCAUUGAAAUGAUGGAUCCCAAGAUGGAUGCUGGCAUGAUUGGAAACCAAGUUAAUCGAAAAGUUCUCAAUUUUGAACAAGCUAUCAAGGAUGGUACCAUUAAAAUUAAAGACCUCACCUUGCCGGAAUUGAUAGGGAUAAUGGAUACGUGUUUUUGCUGUUUGAUAACAUGGUUAGAAGGCCACUCCUUGGCACAGACAGUCUUUACAUGUCUUUACAUUCAUAAUCCAGACUUUAUAGAAGAUCCUGCCAUGAAAGCUUUUGCUCUUGGAAUCUUGAAAAUCUGUGACAUUGCAAGGGAAAAAGUAAAUAAAGCUGCUGUAUUUGAAGAGGAAGAUUUUCAGUCAAUGACUUACGGAUUUAAAAUGGCUAACAGUGUGACAGAUCUUCGAGUUACAGGUAACACCAUCUAUAAAGAUAAUUCACAAUAUCUACAACACAGAGGAAAAAGUACUCGAAGUCGACAAGGAGAAGAAAGAGAUCCAGAAGUUGAACUAGAACACCAACAGUGUUUAGCAGUAUUCAGCAGGAUGAAAUUUACUCGAGUGUUACUGACUGUGCUUAUAGCCUUUACUAAGAAAGAGACCAGUGCUGUUGCAGAAGCUCAAAAAUUGAUGGUUCAAGCAGCAGAUCUUCUUUCUGCCAUUCAUAAUUCAUUGCAUCAUGGCAUCCAGGCCCAGAAUGAUACUACAAAAGGAGAUCAUCCAAUUAUGAUGGGCUUUGAGCCUCUUGUUAACCAGAGGCUACUUCCACCUACCUUCCCUCGAUAUGCAAAAAUAAUUAAAAAGGAAGAAAUGGUCAACUAUUUUGCAAGAUUAAUAGAUAGAAUAAAAACUGUCUGUGAGGUGGUCAAUUUAACAAAUUUACAUUGUAUCCUGGAUUUUUUCUGUGAGUUUAGUGAACAAUCACCUUGUGUUCUUUCAAGAUCUCUAUUACAAACCACUUUCUUGGUGGAUAACAAAAAGGUCUUUGGAACUCACCUCAUGCAAGACAUGGUGAAAGAUGCACUUCGGUCUUUUGUCAGUCCUCCAGUGCUUUCCCCAAAGUGCUGCCUAUAUAAUAAUCACCAGGCUAAGGAUUGUAUUGAUUCCUUUGUUACUCACUGUGUUCGGCCUUUCUGUAGUCUUAUUCAGAUCCAUGGGCAUAAUAGGGCUCGACAAAGAGACAAGCUCGGUCAUAUUCUUGAGGAAUUUGCUACCUUGCAGGAUGAGGCAGAGAAGGUUGAUGCAGCUCUUCACACCAUGCUGUUGAAACAGGAACCCCAAAGGCAACAUUUGGCCUGUUUAGGUACCUGGGUCCUUUACCAUAACCUCAGAAUUAUGAUACAGUAUCUUCUCAGUGGCUUUGAAUUGGAGCUCUACAGCAUGCACGAGUACUACUACAUAUAUUGGUAUCUGUCUGAAUUCCUUUAUGCAUGGUUGAUGUCGACAUUAAGUCGUGCUGAUGGCUCUCAAAUGGCAGAGGAACGGAUAAUGGAAGAGCAGCAGAAGGGCCGUAGCAGUAAAAAGACAAAGAAAAAGAAGAAAGUUCGCCCUUUGAGCCGAGAAAUCACAAUGAGCCAGGCCUAUCAGAACAUGUGUGCUGGAAUGUUUAAGACCAUGGUAGCAUUUGACAUGGAUGGCAAAGUACGAAAACCCAAGUUUGAGCUUGAUAGUGAACAAGUUCGAUAUGAGCACAGAUUUGCUCCAUUCAACAGCGUAAUGACACCACCCCCAGUACACUAUCUGCAGUUCAAGGAAAUGUCUGACCUCAAUAAAUACAGCCCUCCCCCCCAGUCUCCAGAACUGUACGUGGCAGCUAGCAAGCACUUCCAGCAGGCCAAAAUGAUCCUGGAGAACCUCCCGAACCCCGACCACGAGGUCAAUAGAAUUUUAAAGGUUGCCAAACCCAAUUUUGUGGUUAUGAAGUUACUGGCAGGAGGACACAAAAAGGAAUCUAAGGUUCCUCCUGAAUUUGAUUUCUCUGCUCACAAAUAUUUUCCUGUUGUGAAACUUGUUUGAGACUGACAGGUGACCAUAAAGGGGUAAAAUCUACUUUCAGAUUAUACUUUUUAGGACCCACCCAUCAGUCUUACCAUAUAACAUGAAGUGAAAUGGAUUUCUUGGAUAACCACCCAUUAUAAGGAAUUCUUUUAAUUUGACAGCCUUAUAUGAUGUGAAUGAAAACUGCUGUUUUAAAGUGGUUUAUUAUGUCCAUGGAUGAAACUGAUGUUGUUGAAUGCAUUGAUGAACGUUAUAUGGUCUUAUUACAGAUUUAAUCAUAAAUCAUUUUUUAUGAAUGACUGAGUGAAAAUAGUGUUUGUAAAGGUAAAUAAAUUUGACCAAAAUGUAUUACUGGAGAUAAAAAAAUAGUACUUUGUGGGUACAUGUUAAGAGCUGAAGGUGUUUACUCUUUAACAUUUGAGUAAUUGAAACAACUUAUCUAAAAGAUGUUUCAAAUCAAGUGAUUUAGGGAAAAUACAUUUGAACGGGGCCUAGUCUAAGCUAUGUAGGGAGGCUAUUAUAUGGGCAUUAUGAUUCCAUGUCAUGACAUUAAAUUAUAUACCUGUAAGAAUGUAGGUGUUUUUAAAAAUGUCCUUAACUAUUACUUUGGUACUUUUAAAAGAUUAAAGUUUAGGCCAAGCCCCUUAAAAGUACUUAGCACUUUCAGUUGUAAUUUAAAUAGUUGUUUCUACCUUCCCAACUGUAGUAUAAGCUUGAGGAAAGUGACAAUCUUUCUAGAACCUGCUCAUUCAAUUAAUGGAAUAUGGAAUUUUUAAAUGUGGCAUUGAGCUAUUCUGGGGUAAACUGAGAAGGUAAAAAAGGUCACUAGGGCAAUAGGUUGACUGCCUUUUUUUAGUAAAAGAAACACUGAUGGUGGGAACAGGACGGAUAGAAGGGCAGAGAAAUUUGGAGUAGCAAGUUGGAGUCUGGUCCUUGCACUGAAAGUUUGCUUCAGCAGAUAAAAGUUGAUUCAUUUGUCGGGUAUUUACAAAUCAAUCCAAGCACACAAGUUGGUAUAUCAGAUACAUCCAAAUCAUAAGGAGAGUAGGGAAUCAGAACUGGUUGCUUUUGCUUAUAAUAAGGAGCCAUAAAAUAAAACUUGAGAUGACUGAA
Messenger RNA from Myotis brandtii (Brandt's bat), 3436 nucleotides. RefSeq names its product N(alpha)-acetyltransferase 35, NatC auxiliary subunit (gene NAA35). Bases 158 to 2341 code for a protein of 727 amino acids. Lineage: Eukaryota; Metazoa; Chordata; Mammalia; Chiroptera; Vespertilionidae. The transcript has 22 exons. The record is from RefSeq and is a predicted model, not a curated record. Gene Ontology annotation, cellular component: NatC complex. Gene Ontology annotation, biological process: N-terminal peptidyl-methionine acetylation.